Molecule: messenger RNA, 6093 nt
Organism: Orycteropus afer afer
Lineage: Eukaryota; Metazoa; Chordata; Mammalia; Tubulidentata; Orycteropodidae
Gene: SHROOM3
Product: shroom family member 3
Exons: 11
Coding region: 1-6093 (2030 amino acids)
Biological process (GO): actin filament organization
Cellular component (GO): cortical actin cytoskeleton; apical junction complex; adherens junction
Molecular function (GO): actin filament binding
Source: RefSeq, a predicted model, not a curated record
AUGAUGAGGACCACGGAGAACUUCCAUAAGAGCAGUACCACGCUAAACCCUAAGGCAGCUCCCAAGGGAAGGUACAUUUAUCUGGAAGUGUUCCUGCAGGGAGGAGCUCCCUGGGGUUUUACUUUGAAAGGUGGUCUGGAGCACGGAGAACCAUUAAUCAUCUCUAAGAUUGAAGAAGGGGGCAAAGCGGACUCUGUGAGCUCCAAACUGCGGGCCGGAGAUGAGGUCGUGCACAUCAACGAGGUCGCGUUGACCAGCUCCAGAAGGGAGGCCGUUUCUCUGGUGAAAGGAUCCUACAAGACCCUCAGGCUGGUGGUGCGAAGAGACACAUGUGCAGACGAAGGCCAUGCAGAUACUACCACCUCUAACUCCUUCAGCCCUGAACACCUCACCUCUGACCCCCAGCACAGGAAAGCUACAUGGUCGGGAGGAGUUAAACUUCGUCUGAAGCACAGGCGCAGUGAACCUCCAGGCCGACCUCACUCUUGGCAUUCAACCAAAUUUGGGGAGAACCAACCUGAUGCCAGCAUGAUGCAAAUAUCCCAGGGCACGAUUGGCACUCCGUGGCACCAAAGUUACCAUUCCAGUUCCUCUACAAGUGACCUUUCCAACUACGACCAUGCUUAUCUGAGGCGGAGCCCUGACCGGUGCAGCUCCCAGGGGAGCAUGGAGAGCCUGGAGCCCAGCACAGGAUACCCACCCUGCCACCUUCUUUCCCCUGCCAAGUCCACUAGCAGCAUUGACCAGCUCAGCCACCUCCAUAACAAAAGAGACUCUGCUUACAGCUCCUUCUCCACCAGUUCUAGCAUCCUCGAAUAUCCACCUCCUGGCAUCUCUGGUCGGGAACGUUCAGGCUCCAUGGAUACCACUUCUGCUCGAGGUGGUCUUCUGGAAGGGAUGAGGCAAGCAGACAUUCGCUAUGUCAAGACAGUCUAUGAUACUCGGAGAGGAGUCUCAGAAGAGUAUGAAGUAAACUCUUCAGCUGUGCUUCAAGGCAGGGAGGCCCGAGCAUCAGCAGAAGGUCAGAGCUAUGAUAAAUGGCAUAAUGUUCCUCGAGGAAGGGGAAUACCACCCCCAUCCUGGAACCAGCAUUGCCCCAGUUCCUUGGAGACUGGUACUGACAACCCACCAUCUAAGGUGAGUGCACCUCUGCCCCCAGCUCGCAGCGACAGUUAUGCAGCCAUCCGGCACCGUGAGCGACCCAGCUCCUGGUCUAGCCUUGAUCAGAAACGCUUCUGCCGGCCUCAAGCAAACUCUUCAGGCUCCCUGAAGUCUCCAUUCAUAGAGGAACAGUUGCAUACAGUACUAGAGAAGAGUCCAGAGAGCAGUCCCCCAGUGAAGCCCAAGCAUAAUUAUACCCAGAAGGCACAACCAGGCCAACCUCUGCUCCCAACUGGCAUCUACCCUGUACCUUCUGUGGAGCCACACUUUGCCCAGGUACCCCAGCCUUCCAUGAACAGUAAUGGUAUGCUGUACCCUGCACUGGCCAAGGAAAGUGGAUAUACAGCUCCUCAGGCAGCUUAUGACAAAAUGGCUACCUUUGAUGAGAAUGGGAACCAAAAUGGGUCUACCAGGCCUGGGUUUGCCUUCUACCAGCCCCUAGAACAUGACUCACAGUCCCCAGUAGAGAAGAAACCAGAAAAUACAGCCAAAUUUGUCCCCUACAAAGUCCAUUUUCCAUCAGUGCCUGAAAAUGAGGAGGAUAUUUCCCUGAGGAGACACCUCACAUCUCCCCAAGGCAACAGCCCACAUCCUAGCGAGAGAAAGAGCACCCACAGCAACAAACCAUAUUCUAAUCACCACAGCUUCAAAUCCCCUCAGGUUUCAGCCUGGCAAAUGGAAGACAAGAGACUUUCCAGGCCCUCAGAGCCCUGGGAGGAAGAUUUCCAGGAAGACUACAAUGCCAAUUCCCAGAAGAGGCAGGAGAGAGAAGGCUUAGGCCAGAGCUUGUCAAGAAACUUUGGCAAGACCAAGUCAGCCUUCUCAUCUCUCCAGAACAUUCCAGAGAGUCUAAGAAGACCGAGGAGCCUGGAGCUAGAAGGGGGAUUUCAGGAGGGCUACCCAGAUGGCAAGCCAGCCUCUAUAGUCAACACCAAGGCUAAGGAUUUUGGAAGGAAAGUUGGUCCUGACCAAAGGAGCCAUCUGGACAGGCCAGUUUCCUAUCCAAGACCUGAGGGGAGAACUAGCAUUUCAGCCUCUUUCCACAGUUCAGAACCAAGGUAUGAAGAACCCUCCUCCCCACUACACCAGCAAACAUCCAGUCUGGGCCGGAGAAGGCUCAGCUCAGGUACCGCCUCAGCUCUGCAGGGCUUUCAAUAUGGGAAGCCCCACUGCUCUGUGCUGGAGAAGGUUUCCAAAAUUGAGCAACGAGAGCAAGGGAGCCAGAGCUCAAGUGUAGGAUGCACCAAUUAUGGCCAUACCUUUAGACCCAACAGGACAGUCUCAACUUCCAGUACUUCAGGAAAUGAACUUGAAGAGGCAAGAGCCAACAUCCGUUUUUCUGAAUCCACUGAGCCUCUAAGCAAUGGGGAGCAGCACUUCAAAAACAGAGAGACAAAGUUGGAAGAGGUUUCCUGGCAGCCAUGCAGUCAACAGCUAAGGAGGGGUGCAGAUGGUGGCCGUGGGCCCCCAUUCCGAGGUGGUGAGACCUCCAGGCGGGAUGCUUGCCUCCUCCGCAGUCAAAGCACCUUUCAACUGUCCAGUGAGGCUGAGAACGAGGCCAUGUGGCCAGAUGACAGGCCUGGUACCCCCGAGUCGCCCCUGCUGGAUGCCCCCUUUAGUCGCGCCUACAGGAACAGCAUCAAGGACGCACAGUCCCGAGUCCUGGGGGCCACCUCCUUUCGACGGAAGGACCUCGAACUGGGGGCACCUGGGGCAUCUAGGCCCUGGCGACCCCGGCCUGCCUCGGCCCACGUGGGGUUGCGGAGCCCUGAGGCACCUGCGGUGCUCUCCCCAUCCCCACACACGCCCCGUGAGCGUCAUAGUGUGACCCCGAUUGAGAGCAACCCCGCGCAGCCUGCACACCCUGCCACCACACGAAGAGGGGCACGCCGGCGCCUGACUCCCGAGCAGAAGAAGCUAUCCUACUCGGAGCCCGAGAAGAUGAACGAAGUAGGAGUUUUAGAGGAGGCAGAACCAACGACCUUGGGUCCGCAGAGGAAGGGUCUGCGUUUUCCAGAGACCACCGUGGCCGACCGCCGCCGGAUCUUUGAACGCGACGGGAAGGCCUCCUCGUCGCUCAGCUUGUCCGGGCCUGAGCUGAAGCAGUUCCAGCAGAGCGCCCUGGCAGACUACAUUCAGCGUAAGACUGGCAAGCGGCCCUCAUCCUCCUCCAUGGGCUGUGGCCUCCAGGAGCCGGGAUUGUUGCGGGAGUACACUCAGGGCUCAUAUUUCCAGCUUGGUCCCAUGGCACCCGAAGGCCCUGGCUUGUCCGGGGCUUCCAGCCUUACGUCGCUUCCGCUUCCGGAACCAAGCCUGCAGCCCCACAGGGAGGCAAACCUCCUGCUGGCUGCAGCUCCAGCGCUUGGCGGGGAGCCGCCGCGGGCUCCUCGGGAUCGAAGCAGCUCCUUCGCAGGCGGCCGCCUUCCCAGGGAACGGCGGCACGGAGACCCCCAAGCCCCGAGGGAGCCCACCGGGGCAGAGCUGCUGGGAGGAGCUAACUGUGGGCCUCAGGGUCCCCAGAGGAUGGACAGGACCCCUGGGGAGCCACCCUUCUGGGGGCCUACUGCCAGAAGGACCGGGAAGUCCAAGUCAGCUGAGGACCUGCUUGAGCGCUCGGAUGUCCUGGCAGUCCCUGUCCACGUGCGGUCCAGGUCAUCUCCCACUGCAGACAAAAAGCGCCAGGAUAUACUUUUGGGGGACAACCAAAGCUUUGGUCUUCUUAUGAAGGAUCCAUGCUCCUUGGCUGGCACUGAAUCUAGGUCACUCAGUUGUCCGGAACAAGACGGAGAAGAAAUGCCAUUGCUCAUACACCAUCCUAGCCCUCAUUGCAAUGGUGCUGGCUGCAGAGCAGUUGGUGGCCUUUCUGUUCCCAGUGAAUGUCCUAGAUCCCUAGAGCCUCAGAGGCAAGCCAGGAGGACACCUUGCCCUAGGCCACUGCCAGCAGAAAUGGAGGACUGUCUCGCAGACACCAGGAUGGGACCAGUGACCCCACUCAGCUCCACUCUGCCUUCCUCUUUGCUGUCCCCCUACUGCUCACAGGCUGCUGCUCAGCAGGCUGGGAGGGAUGGUCAGGCAGGGCGACAGCCACUUUCACCCUGCAGCCCUGCAAUAACCCUCAGAAGCAAUGGUCCCACUCUGACCCAGCCUCCAAGAGGCCCUGAAUCCAGCAGCCCAGAGAAUGGGAUAGAGGAGGCAAUGAGGAAGAAGGUCUCACUACUUCAUCGGCCUCCUCCCCCUCGAGUGAAAUGGGCCUACACAGUUCGAGAGGACAGCCUUCCUGAGGAAUCCUUGUCACCUGAAUUUGUAAACCUGAAGCACUAUAAGAAACAGCAGAGUCUUCCAAGUUCAAGCAGCACUUCUGACCCAGACACACCUGUUGGGGCCCCAAGCACUCCAGGGAGGAUCUCCCUCCGAAUAUCUGAGUCAGUCCUACAGGCCUCCCCACCACCUCGGGAGGAAUAUGACGAUGAAGUGUUUGUGAAGGACUUGCAACCCAGUGCCACUUAUAACCCCACAUUUGAAGCUCUUCCUCCACCCCCGCCUCCUCCACUGAGCCUGGAAACCCUGGUGAAUAGCUUCGAUGACUUUCCUCCACCACCUCCCCAAGCUGUGUAUGAGGCACAGCUGGACAGCAAGGCUAAUGAGGAUCCCCAUACCAGUUCUAGCAAGGUGUUGACAAGAGAAAGACCAGUACCCGGUGCAGCCCAUUUGGUGGGUAGUCAGACACUAGCUUCUAGACCCCAGGAUUCUAUCAAGGCUUUGGAGGCCAAUGAGGGCAACCUACCCUCCAUCAUGGAAGACCAGCUCCAACCAGCUGGGUCUGUUGGUGGGGAGCCACCUCUCAUCCGGACCCUGAGCCUCAUCCACGAUCCAGUUAGUGGAAAUCAGGGUUUAGAAAAGAAAGUCAGUGCUGGUCCUCAGAAGACCUCAGAAGACAUCAGAACAGAGGCUCUAGCCAAGGAAAUAGUCCACCAAGACAAAUCCCUGGCAGACAUUUUGGAUCCAGACUCGAGAAUGAAGACAACUAUGGACCUGAUGGAAGGUUUGUUUCCCCGAGAUGUUAGCUUGGUGAAGGAAAAUAACAUAAAGAGGAAGGCCCUGCAGAGAGCCAUCAGCUGCUCAGGAUGUGAAGGCAAGAGGAGCGAAGAAAAGGAAACAGUGGGCAUGCUGGUCAACUGUCCUGCUUACUACAAUAUGUCUGCCCCCAAGGCUGAACUGCUAAAGAAAAUCAAAGAUAUGCCAGAAGAGGUGAAUGAGGAAGAGGAGCAGGCAGAUGUCAAUGAAAAGAAGGCAGAGCUCAUUGGAAGCCUUACCCAGAAGCUUGAGACCCUCCAGGAGGCGAAGGGGAGUGUGCUGAUGGACAUCAAGCUCAAUAACGCCCUAGGAGAAGAGGUGGAGGCUUUGAUCCGUGAGCUCUGCAAGCCCAAUGAGUUUGACAAGUACAAGAUGUUCAUAGGGGACUUGGACAAAGUGGUAAACCUUCUGCUCUCCCUGUCGGGGCGCCUGGCCCGCGUUGAGAAUGUCCUUAGUAGCCUUGGGGAAGAUGCCAGUAAUGAAGAACGGAACUCUCUCAACGAAAAGAGGAAGGUCCUAGCCGGGCAGCACGAAGAUGCCCGGGAGCUCAAGGAGAACCUGGAUCGAAGAGAACGGGUGGUGCUGGACAUCCUGGCCAAUUACUUUUCAGAGGAGCAACUCCAGGAUUACCAGCAUUUUGUAAAAAUGAAGUCAACACUCCUCAUUGAGCAGCGAAAGCUAGAUGACAAGAUCAAACUGGGCCAGGAGCAGGUCAAGUGUCUGCUGGAGAGCCUUCCCUCAGAUUUCAUUCCCAAGGCAGGGGCCCUGGCCUUGCCCCCGAACCUUGCAAGUGAAACGGCUCCUGCUGGGGGAUGUACUCUCAGUAGUAAUUUUCCAGCAUUAACCUCUCCACUUUAA